Sphaerodactylus townsendi is the source of this 834-nucleotide messenger RNA. RefSeq names its product major facilitator superfamily domain-containing protein 6-like. The record is from RefSeq and is a predicted model, not a curated record. Gene Ontology annotation, cellular component: plasma membrane. The transcript has 7 exons. Gene Ontology annotation, biological process: antigen processing and presentation of exogenous peptide antigen via MHC class I. Lineage: Eukaryota; Metazoa; Chordata; Lepidosauria; Squamata; Sphaerodactylidae. Bases 114 to 704 code for a protein of 196 amino acids.
CCGCCGUGCCCGGAGCGCCGCGUCCCCCGAGGGUCCUGUACAUCGCCCUUGCCUGCAACACAGCUCGAUAUAUUUACAUCUCCUAUCUGGAAAAUGCUUGGACUGUUCUCCCGAUGGAACUCCUUCAAGGUAUGACUCACGCGGCCAUCUGGGCGGCUUGUAUCUCCUACCUGAGUGCUGCAGUGCCUCCAGAGCUGAGAACUUCCGCUCAGGGCAUUCUCCAGGGACUUCACCUGGGCUUGGGCCGAGGGUGCGGCGCAAUGGUUGGCGGUGUCCUGGUCAACUACUUUGGGGCGGCGUCAACAUUCAGAGGGAUCGGGAUGGCCUUCCUCGUGAUCCUCUUGCUUUUUGCUUUGAUCCAGUGGCUGGCAGUUCCUGACGAACUUGAAGAAAAGGCCAUGCUGGCCGAAAGGAUCCCAGUGCCUUCUAGCCCGGUGCCCAUCGCUACAAUCAAUCUCGUCCAGCAACAGACGGAAGACAUCCUGCCUCGGCCAGAGCCCAGGCUCCCGCCCAAGAAGACCAAAUACCAAGAAGAGCAGGAGGACGUGAACAAACCCGCCUGGGGCAUCAGUUCUUCUCCGUGGGUGACUCUCACGUACGCCAUCUACCAAAUCAAGGAGAUGGUGCAGCUCUCCAAGAGCAGCCAGGCCCUCGAGAACCAACCUCUGCAGUUAGGAAGAGAUGAGGGAGCAAGCCAACAAUAGCCCUAGCUGUGUGCCAAGCACGCCUUCAAACCAGUCUCCGAAUCUGAGAAGCGGUGAUGCCUCUGGAGACGCUCCGGCUCCCCCCGGCCCCCAAUCCAGCCCCGACAACCCCAUACCGGACCCAGUUCCU